CUGCUCGUCUCUCUCCACUGCAGCACGGCAUAUACUAUCCCCAAGCGUCGACCGAAAACGAAACUUGAACUGCAAUCUGUCGGCACCAACAACCGCAUUAUAUCCGCCACCGACCUCUCCCCAGAAGCCGAAGGAGGUCGGAGAUCCAGAGAGGCGACGCCGACGCCGACGCUGACGCUGCUCCCUACCUGCAUCUCGGCUCACUUCUGAUCGACCGGCCACUGUCUCCGGUGCCGAUCCCGCAUCUCCGCUUCGAGUUCCGUUCUAGCCCCCACCUGUUACCAAAUCGGCCGGACUGAGUCGGAUCUGAAUUGGACGACCGGCAAUGCUGGUCCAAGACAGGGCAACCCCCAAAUCUUCCAAGCCCUCCUCGCCCCCUCUCAUCCUCCCCUCUUCCCACCAUGGCGACCACCGCCGCUUCGCCCCAGCCAAGAGCCUCGACUUCUCCACCUGGGCUUUCGACAACCUCUACAAGAUCCUGGCCGUGUGCUUCCUCGCCGCCACCGUCGCGGCUCUUUUCUUCCUUCGGAGCGCCGGUGACACCGCUGCCCUACUCUGCUUCGAUAAGACCCGUUCCGCUUCCUCCUCCUCCUCCGGGGGCGGCAUCCCCUACCCCCGGAUCUCGUGGAAUUCCGUCCCCCCCAUCAAGCCCCUCGAUCCCUCCGCCUCGCCGUACGCCUCCUUCCGCUCCGACCGUUGGAUCGUCGUUUCCGUCUCCACCUACCCUACCGACUCUCUCCGUGCUCUGGCUAGGACCAAGGGCUGGCAGCUCCUCGCCGUGGGCAACUCCGCCACGCCCUCCGACUGGUCCCUCAAAGGCGCCAUCUUCCUCUCCCUGGACCAGCAGGCUCGGCUUGGCUUCCGGACCGUCGACUACCUUCCUUACAACUCUUAUGUCCGCAAAUCUAUCGGUUACCUGUAUGCCAUCCAACAUGGUGCCAAAGUCAUCUUCGACGCGGACGACCGUGCCGAGGUCGUGGGUGGCGACCUCGGCAAGCACUUCGAUCUGGACCUUGUGGGAGAGGCUGCCGCCCCCAAGCACCCUAUCCUCCUUCAGUACAGUCAUGCCGAUCCUAACCGCACGGUCGUGAACCCUUACGUCCACUUCGGGCAGCGAUCCGUGUGGCCGAGGGGGCUGCCGCUGGAAAAUGUCGGGGAGGUUGAGCGCGAGGCGUUCUACACCGAGGUUUACAGUGGCCGGCAGUUCAUCCAACAGGGCCUUUCCAAUGGUCUCCCUGAUGUGGAUUCCGUUUUCUACUUCACACGCAAGUCCUCAGGUCUGGAGUCGUUCGACAUACGUUUCGAUGACGACGCCCCCAAGGUUGCCCUGCCACAGGGCAUGAUGGUGCCUGUCAACUCCUUCAACACCAUCUUCCAUGCGCAAGCAUUCUGGGGACUUAUGCUUCCGGUCUCUAUAAGCUCAAUGGCUUCUGAUGUGCUCAGGGGCUACUGGGCACAGAGAAUCCUGUGGGAGAUUGGUGGAUUUGCGGCUGUCUACCCGCCGACCAUCCAAAGGGUGGACAAGGCACGGUUGUACCCUUUCUCCGAGGAGAAGGACCUCCAUGUGAACGUUGGGCGUCUCAUUAAGUUUUUGGUAUCCUGGAGGUCAAAGAAACAGACACUGUUCGAGAAGAUCUUGCAUCUGAGUUAUGCGAUGGCAGAGGAAGGGUUUUGGACAGAGCAGGACUUACAGUUCACAGUUGCCUGGCUGCAAGACUUGCUUGCCAUUGGAUACCAGCAGCCGAGGCUGAUGUCCUUGGAGUUGGACCGACCAAGAGCAAAAAUUGGGCAUGGAGAUACACAGGAAUUUAUUCCCAAGAAGCUACCAUCAGUGCACCUUGGGGUGGAGGAGGUUGGGACUGUAACUUUUGAGAUUGGGAAUCUCAUGAGGUGGAGAAAGUACUUUGGAAAUGUCGUUCUUAUCAUGUAUUGCAGUGGCCCUGUGGAUCGUACAGCUCUAGAGUGGAGAUUGCUCUAUGGUAGGAUAUUUAAAACAGUUAUCAUUCUAUCAGAACAGAGAAACCCAGAUCUCACAGUAGAAUACGGCCAAUUAGCUGAAGCAUACAAGUACUUGCCCAAGGUGUUUAACAAAUUUCAAGGUGCAGAAGGAUUUCUGUUUCUCCAAGAUGAUAUGAUUCUUAACUAUUGGAACCUACUUCAAGCUGACAAGGAAAAGCUGUGGAUAACGAAUAAGGUCCCUGAAUCAUGGGUUUCAGUUUCCACCGAGGGAAAGACUUCAGAUUGGCAUGUAAAUCAAGGAACUUUAGUUAACCAAAUUGUAGACAAAUUCCCAGUUCAUUUUCAGACCAGUUACAAACAGAGUACGACGGAAGGCAGGCUCAUCAUCUGUGGCAGCGAGAUAUUCUAUGUUCCUCAGAGAUUUGUUGGCGAUUUCAUUGACCUCGUAGAAAUCAUAGGGGAUCAACGCAUUCAUCACAAAGUUGCGGUGCCAAUGAUUUUUCUGUCUAUGGAUGCACCGGAGAAUUUUGAUUCAAGUGCUCUUGCGACGGUGGUGUACAAAGCAGGCCUGUCGGCUAAUGAUUCUUUCGCAAGUUACUAUACCGCCAAUGUACCUGCCAUUUAUCCACUCAAGGUGCAUCAUGAGUAUGAUUUUGUGAAACUAAUAAGAGUUAUGGCUUCAGGUGACCCUCUUCUGCAGGAACUGGUAUGAUUUCUAGAUGAUGUAUAUUGAUAUUAGACCAAAUCUACUUGAGUUUGCAUGUUUCAUCAGGUUCUCCACCUUCUGUAAUCAUCUUUCUUUCUGCAUGUUGUAAUAUUUUAAUUUGCAAACAACAUAGUCCUGCUCAUUUCUUGAUUCUGUAAUUGUUAAUCCAACAAGAUAGAGGAUGUUUUUGAGGUAAUUGAGGUCCCAUAUAUUCUGAUUUA
Messenger RNA from Musa acuminata AAA Group (dessert banana), 2886 nucleotides. RefSeq names its product probable glycosyltransferase STELLO1. The record is from RefSeq and is a predicted model, not a curated record. The coding region runs from base 326 to 2671 and encodes 781 amino acids. NCBI's taxonomy places the organism in Eukaryota, Viridiplantae, Streptophyta, Magnoliopsida, Zingiberales, Musaceae. The transcript is spliced from 3 exons.